Esox lucius (northern pike) is the source of this 2996-nucleotide messenger RNA. RefSeq names its product mucin-2. The record is from RefSeq and is a predicted model, not a curated record. Bases 94 to 2895 code for a protein of 933 amino acids. Lineage: Eukaryota; Metazoa; Chordata; Actinopteri; Esociformes; Esocidae. The transcript is spliced from 16 exons.
GGAGGGGGGAAGAAAGUCUUGCCAGUUGGAUGUUGUUGGGUGAAUUGUGUGGCUAAUUCAGGCUAAGGAUUUAGAGUGGGCUGUUUACAUACAAUGGCAGGCUUUUGGGCAUCGAGAAAUCACUCAAGACCUUAUCUCAAAAUAAGUGUUGCCAUUGUUCUUCUCCUAGUCAUGUUCCAUAUAGCACUAAGACAUAGCAACCAGAAGAGGAUCUAUAAGAGGGAUCUUCUAGCAUCGACAGAAAUCCCAGCGGAGUAUUUUGACCCAGCCUCCAUAGAUCUCACUCCAUUGGUCAACAAAUUAAUUAAUUCAACACAAUUGGGUUCCCGCCAGCUCUUCUCUCUGUUGAGUGUGACCUCCUCACACAGUUCUCUGGCUCUUCACAAGCUCACUCUUCUGGUCUAUAACAUUUCCAAUUUCAGAAAUAUUGCAGUCAACAUGUUUCCACGGAGGUAUUGCUACUGUGUCACCAAUGAGACAAAUGACUUAACAGACUUUACUGCUGUAUUGUUGGAUGUUAUGGGAAAUUCCACAAGCUAUCUACAAGAGCUGUUCAAAUCCAGCUCGAUACUGUCAGUUAGCCAGAAGAACAAUUCCGAUUGCAUAUACAUUUGUGUAAUGGCGGGAAAGUCAGAUAAAGACCUGUCUCAACUCUGGGAAGUUGACUCCAUCACGCCCUUGUUCAAUCAGACCAUUACAGAAAGCUCACAUAACGAAUGGCACCAACAGCAGCCCAAUGGCAGCCAGAUAUCUCCAUCUGGGCUAAAUUCAGUACUAACCAGUAGAGUCCACUCCACUUCACAUGUAUCGUCCACAGCCUCACAAAGGAGAUCUACAGCUCCACCGACUGGAACCAAUAAAACCAGAACCACAUCCCAACUGACCACAAGAACAUCUCCACCAACUACAACCAAUACAAGCAGAGCUACAUCUCCUCCGAUUACAGCCCCAACAACAACUACAGCCCUUCUGACCAAAACAAAAGCACAACCAAUUGUGACCACAGUCCAACCAACCCCAGCUACAGCCCAACUGAUCACAACUACAGACCCUCCAAUAACAGCCCCAAUGACAACUGCAGCCAAACCAACCACAACUACAGCCACACCAACCACAAACUAUACCCCGAACCACCUCAACCACCGGCCUAACAACCACAACAACAAUAGCCCUGCCAACUAUAACUACAGCCCUACCAACCACUACAGCCCAACCAACCACUACAACCCUUCCAACAACUACAGCCCAACCAACCACUACAACACAACCAACCACUACAGCCCAACCAACCACUACAGCCCUACCAACCACUACAACCCUUCCAACCACUACAACCCUUCCAACAACUACAGCCCAACCAACCACUACAACCCAACCAACCACUACAGCCACUACAGCCCAACCAACCACUACAACCCAACCAACCACUACAGCCACUACAGCCCAACCAACCACUACAGCGCAACCAACCACUACAGCCCAACCAACCACUACAGCCCUUCCAACCCCUACAACCACUACAGCCCAACCAACCACUACAGCCCAGCAAACCACUACAGCCCAACCAACCACUACAGCCCUACCAACCACUACAACCACUACAGCCCAACCAACCACUACAGACCUUCCAACCACUACAACCACUACAGCCCAACCAACCACUACAGCCCUAACAACCACUACAACCACUACAGCCCAACCAACCACUACAGCCCUACCAACCACUACAACCACUACAGCCCAACCAACCACUACAGCCCAGCAAACCACUACAGCCCAACCAACCACUACAGCCCUUCCAACCACUACACCCAACCAACCACUACAGCCCAACCAACCACUACAGCCCAACCAACCACUACAGCCCUUCCAACCACUACAGCCCAACCAACCACUACAGCCCAGCAAACCACUACAGCCCAACCAACCACUACAGCCCUAACAACCACUGCAGCCCAACCAACCACUACAACCCUACCAACCACAGCUACAGCCCUUUCAACCACUACAGCCCUAACAACCACUGCAGCCCAACCAAUCACUACAACCCUACCAACCACAGGUACAGCCCUUUCAACCACAGCCCAACCGACAACUACAUCAUUAUCAAUCCUUACUACAGCCCAACCAGUGAUGAAUAUAACCCAACUAGGCACAACCACAGCCCAACCAGUCAUGACCUCAGCUCUGUUAACUUCAACUAAAGCAAUUACAGUAACAGUGCGACCAACCACAACAGUUGCCCAAAUGACCACAACCACACCAGAACUGACCACAGCAUCACUGAGACCCACAGCCCAUUGGACCACAACUGUGGCUAUGCUCACCUCAACCAAAUCCCUGCCAACCACAACAAGAGUCAGACUGACCACAACUCACCAGACCACAGUCCCAUCAACCAUAACUUCAAUUCUGACAACCACAGUUCCACCAACUAAAACGCAACCUAUUACAACCACACAACAAUGGCAAACAGCCCAAUCUACUAUAACCAAAACAGAAUCAACUACAACCACAGGCCUACAGAUCUCUAUGAAUACGACCAUAACGUCAAACAAUGGGAUCAACAAAGUGACCAUUACAGAGAAACCAGGCUGCCCAUGGACACCUGGCUUGACUCAAAGGGAUGAGUGGAGUGACAACUCCAUCACCAGCAGCACCACAACCACUGUGAGUGCCCAGAAGCUACAGCCCUGCGUGCUUGAGCUCUGCAAGUUCUUCUCCCAGUGCCUCUGCCGCUCCUACAGCCACAAAACUCAAAUGAAGAGGUAUUGUGCUGAUAGUCAUGUGUGGUAUGAGAAGCACACCUUCGAGGUUUGUAGACGUGUCAGAAGAGUCUCCUUCUCCAAAAAUUUAAAACAGAGGUGCCUUGCAAGAAUGUGCAACAAACUGUGACCAGAGUGGGAGACAAAGAAAACAGUAAAGAACCAUUAAACCAUGCACAAUGUUUUUUUUUCUUUAGAAUUCAAUAAAUUGUUUUUCCCUUUUAAAUCAUA